AUGAAUACUGUGCUCCUUUCAUUAUACGCCCUCUUCCUCCGGUCGGAGCCCUCGGCGGCACCAUAUGAUCCUCCAGUUAUGUGGCUAUCUUUGGCCCAUGGCAUCCGAACAGUACUAAAGACCGUCUAUGAUCAGUUGAUCACAAAUAAUUCGCCCCUAUGCCCCUUGCUUCAAGCCCAGCCCGCAAUCUGGAAAAGUGCCGAUCGCACCCAGCGAGUCUACAAUGGACCCAUGAAGCCAUUACAGUUCCUGCUUCACUACCGCCAAGAAGAUGACUGCAUGGACAGUGCAGCAUUCGCUGUUUAUGAAGAGGGCAUCGCAUAUUUGGGAAGAUUCUACAUUGAUGUGCAAAAAGGGAAGCCCGAUCAUGUACUCCGGCGCAUGUUCAGUGGCUUCCCUCCGGUCGUUCCUCAGACCUUCAUUGGUGUUGUUGCUGAGAGGAGACCGCGUGUCCUGUUUAUCUUGGCUUAUCUUUUUGCCCUGGUCAAGGAAUUUGAAGAUGUAUGGUGGCUUCGUGGGAUUCCCGAGCGAGAGGUACAAGGUAUUAGUAGUAUCAUCCCUGUUGAGUGGAAGUGCAUGAUGAUUUGGCCUCUACGCGUCAUAUCUACAGGGACGACAUAUGGCGAGGAGGUGUCAAUACCUAUGACCAAUGUGCUUGUAUCAUGA
This is a messenger RNA of Penicillium canescens, 666 nucleotides long. RefSeq lists its product as uncharacterized. Gene Ontology annotation, molecular function: DNA-binding transcription factor activity, RNA polymerase II-specific. The transcript has a single exon. Lineage: Eukaryota; Fungi; Ascomycota; Eurotiomycetes; Eurotiales; Aspergillaceae. Gene Ontology annotation, biological process: regulation of transcription by RNA polymerase II. Bases 1 to 666 code for a protein of 221 amino acids. The record is from RefSeq and is a predicted model, not a curated record.